UUGAGAGGUGAAAAUGAAAGAGAAAAAUUAUGUCCAUAAUCAAACCUAUCAUUUCCAAUGUAGUCAACUUCCUUAAUGAAACGACUCAUAUUUUUUUGGAACACUCAAUCAUUGCAUUUUCCCUGUUUUAAAGUGCGUUCAAGGUGAUUGUCGUCUUGAUUGAUUUGAAGAAAUGGCACUUGAUGUUGGAAAAUGGACCAUUUUCCACAUGGUUGAAGAUGCAAUUUUGCAAAUGGCAAAAAUGGUUUGUGUCUUCGGACCAAGUGGUAAUGAGGCUUUUAUUUUGACUGAAGAUAACGAUGUGUUUGCCCUUGGUGCCAAUGUUCAUGCUUGUCUUGCGCUUCCUAAUGGAACAAGCACACUUAAGCCAAAGAAAGUUGAAAAAUUGUCAAAUUUGGAUGUCCAGGAAUUUUCAUUUGGAAAUGCUCCACAUGUCCUUGCCCUUACUGGAUCUGGUGAAGUUUAUGGCUGGGGUGGAAACUCCUAUUCACAAGUUGGUCUUGCUAGCAGCUCAUCUGUUCAAAUUCCUACGUUGAUUGGCGGUGCUUUAGCUGGCAGACACAUCUCUAAAGUAGCUUGUGGGGGAAAUCACUCAAUGGUUUUAACAUCAAAUGGAGAAGUUUUUGCUUGGGGCUACAACAAUAGUGGUCAAAUAGGAUCUGGUUCUACUGUAAACCAAGCCACACCAAGAAAGGUUACUGCUGGCAUAGGAAGCAAAGAGAUUUUUUGUAUUGCUUGUGGACAGUCUUCAUCAAUGGCAAUCGAUAGCAAUGGAGAGCUUUAUUCUUGGGGUUACAACGGAAAUGGGCAACUCGGUCUUGGCUGUAACACCAAUCAACCAAAUCCGUGUCGGGUGACUGGACUUAUUGGAACGUUUGUUACUAAGGUUGUUUGUGGCUAUGCCCAUUCAUUAGCAUUAUCCGACACUGGAAAUGUGUUCUCGUGGGGUGCCAAUCAGAAUGGUCAAUUAGGCACUGGAAGCAAGGCUAAUGUUGUCACUCCAUUUAGAAUCGCUACGGACAAGGGAAGGUUUAUUGAUGUCACGGCAUGUCAUUACAGUCAUAUGUCCUCAGCCACAACGGCAUUGGGAAAGGUUUACGUGUGUGGUCUUUGUAAGGGCCAAUCAGUUACCUGUCUUACGGCAACAAAUUUUAAAUUUGCUGACGAUGCAUUUGGUUGUCUAUCCUCUCCUUCGUCUAUGUCUCGUCCUCUCUGUAUAGGGGACAAAAAGCCAUCAAAAACGGUUUCAGAAGCAAUCGCUUUGGCGUUUAACGAUGAGACAACAAGUGACGUCACGUUUAUCAUUGGUGAAAAAUAUGUCCACGCUCAUAAAGCAAUACUUAAAGUAAGAUGUGAAUAUUUCAAGACAAUGUUUCAAGAUCAUUGGGCUGAAGAUGGGCAAAAUGAAAUAAAGAUCACCACAUAUUCGUACCCAGUGUUCUAUGCGUUCCUGCGUUACAUAUAUACGGAUGAAGUUGAGUUGCCGCCAGAGGAUGCUAUCGGUUUACUUGAUCUUGCCAACGCAUACUGCGAGGUACAGCUGAAACGAUUGUCAGAAAUCAUCAUCAAAAAUGGCAUCACUGUUCAAAAUGCUAUUAUGUUGCUGGCUGCUGCUCUUAAAUAUGACGCCGAAGAUCUGGAAGAAUUUUGUUUUAAGUUUUGUGUCAAUCACAUGACGGCAGUUACGCAGACAGAAGCGUUUCAAAAGCUCGACGAAAAUACGUUGAAGGAUUUCAUUCUCAAAGCAUCCAGAUGGGGGGCUUUCAAGUACUAAGCCCUCUAAUGCUUUAUGCUUAUGAUGUUAUGAAAAACACAAAUACUUCUUUUCAUAGUUUGAGAGGGCUGCAUUCCCUAUGUGUUGAUAUGAAUUUUUUUAUAUGUAUGCAUGAUAUACAGUGUUAAGUUAUUUUGAAAUCAUUGAUAAGACUGUAUCUUAAUGUUGUGUUAGUUGCAGCCAAUACGAUGCCAUUGGCAAAAUUUUCUAAGAAGAACAAAUUUUCUUCGUGAUUUUGAAAAUGUCUGUCUUUAUUUCAUCAAAAAUCAAAGGACAUGAACAAAAAUGAUGAAAAUAAAAAAUUUUUGCAUUUCAAAGUUUUCAAAGUUUUGCAUUCAUUCGUAAGUGCCGUUAGCUAAAAUAUUGUUUAUUAUUUUAAUGGGAACUCUAUGUAAGUAAAAAAUUCGACAAUCUGCUCAGAAAGAUUUCUUGUUUGUGGAAACAUUGCAGCACAAAGUUACAUGAAAUUAGAGGAUGGUACUUUAUAUCGUUGUAUGUCGUUGGCUCUCGUCGGUUCCAUGUAAUUUCUUGUUGUAUUUGAAUAACAAUUAUUAAAACACCGUAGACCCUA
This is a messenger RNA of Xenia sp. Carnegie-2017, 2345 nucleotides long. Its product is annotated as RCC1 and BTB domain-containing protein 1-like. The record is from RefSeq and is a predicted model, not a curated record. The transcript is spliced from 15 exons. Gene Ontology annotation, molecular function: protein binding. The coding region runs from base 173 to 1774 and encodes 533 amino acids. Lineage: Eukaryota; Metazoa; Cnidaria; Anthozoa; Malacalcyonacea; Xeniidae.